This is a messenger RNA of Neltuma alba, 2313 nucleotides long. RefSeq names its product protein decapping 5-like. Gene Ontology annotation, cellular component: P-body. Lineage: Eukaryota; Viridiplantae; Streptophyta; Magnoliopsida; Fabales; Fabaceae. Gene Ontology annotation, molecular function: mRNA binding. Bases 98 to 1900 code for a protein of 600 amino acids. Gene Ontology annotation, biological process: cytoplasmic stress granule assembly; P-body assembly. The record is from RefSeq and is a predicted model, not a curated record. The transcript has 8 exons.
AUCUCGGAUUUGAGUAACCUGUUUGAACUCAAAACCUAAACCCUAAAUGCUUGUGGGUUAGUCUGUCAUUGCUGGUUUUUGAUUGGCUUUGUAGAUUAUGGCUUCAGAAAGCGCUUCUCGAUCGAGCUCAGCGGCCGAUUCCUACAUUGGCAGCUUGAUUAGCUUGACCUCUAAGAGUGAAAUCAGAUAUGAAGGGAUUCUGUACAAUAUCAAUACCGAGGAGUCCAGUAUCGGCCUCAGGAAUGUACGAUCUUUUGGAACUGAAGGAAGAAAAAAGGAUGGGCCACAAAUUCCUCCUGUUGACAAGGUUUAUGAGUACAUACUGUUCCGUGGGAGUGACAUCAAGGAUUUACAGGUUAAAUCCUCUCCACCUGUCCAGCCUACUCCCUCAAUAAACAAUGAUCCGGCUAUUAUCCAGUCUCAAUAUCCCCGUCCUGCUACUACAUCUACGAGCUUUCCUUCUGCUGCAAGUGGGCCUUUGACUGAUCUUAGUUCCCAUACCACACAGCUUGGGCUGCCUGGGUCAAAUUUCCAAGGGCCCCUGCCUUUGUAUCAACCUGAUGGGAACAUAGGGUCAUGGGGGGCUCCGCCACCGGCCCCAAGUGCAAAUGGUGGCGGGCUUGCUAUGCCAAUGUAUUGGCAAGGAUAUUAUGGCGCCCCAAAUGGGCUCCCUCAUAUACACCAGCAAUCUUUACUUAGACCACCACCUGGCUUAUCAUUGCCUUCAUCUAUGCAGCAGCCAAUGCAGUAUCCUAACUUUAAUCCCUCCUUACCCUCUGGGACUUCAAAUAUGCCAGAACUCCAACCAUCAUUGCUACCUGCCAGUUCUAUUUCUCCCAGUGUAACAUCUAUUUCCUUACCACCAUUAAAUCUUCCAUCAACUUUGCCUCCUGCACCCUCUGUUUCAUUAGCUUCUGAAACAUUACCAGGAUCAAUACCAAGCAAAACACCAACUGUACUGCUUCCAGCGUCUGCAUUAGCCUCUAACUUACCAUCACUGGCUCCUGUGACCACAUCUAGUCCAGAUAUAAAUGCUGUAGUGCCACCAAUCUCCAGCAAAUCUAAUGCAAUUUCUUCUUCAAGUUUGCCAUAUCAAACUGCAUCUCAAUUUGCACCAGCAGUUGUUGGGUUAUUAAAUACCACACGUACAGAAACACCUGUCCCUUUGGUAACUCCAGGUCAAUUGUUGCAGAAUGGGCCAACAUUAGUUUCUUCAUCUCAACCUGCGCAAACAUCCCAUAAGGAUGUUGAAGUGGUUCAGGUAUCAUCAACAUCAUCUCAAGAGCUGUCUUUGCCAGUUUCUUCUGAGACAAAACCCCCAAUACUGCCACUGCCAACAACUUCACGGGCCAAUCACAAGCCAAGUGGAGCUCCCAUUCAGACACAUCAUAGUUAUGGUUACAGAGGAGGACGUGGAAGAGGAAGAGCCAUGGGGGGUUCACGCCCAGUCGCAGAGUUCACUGAAGAUUUUGAUUUCAUGGCAAUGAAUGAGAAAUUUAAUAAGGAUGAAGUAUGGGGUCAUCUUGGUAAAAGCAGCAAGUCUCACUCAAAAGAGAAAGAUGCUGAGGAAAAUGUCAGUGAUGAAGAUGGUAUUCAUGACGAUGACUACGGUGAAUUAUCAAAAUUUGAGAUCAAGCCUGUUUAUCAUAAGGAUGAUUUUUUUGACUCACUCUCAAGCAGUGCGCUUGAUCACGAUCCGCAAAAUGGAAGGAGGCCAAGGUAUCCUGAACAAAUUAAGAUUGACACUGAGACAUUUGGUGAUUUUGUGAGGUAUCGUGGUGGUCGAGGACGAGGUCCUUGGCGUGGAGGUGGUGGUGGUCGUUAUCGAGGUGGUUAUUAUGGAAGGGGUUAUGGCUAUAUGGGAAGGGGAAGAGGACGCGGCAUGUCGAGUCGCCCUUAGUUGGCAGUGAAGAUUCAAGUUUAUAUCAUCAUGAGCAAUGAGAGCCAAGACCUGGCUAAAGUAGCAUAAUAGCAUCUCAAGUCACUAUUUGUAUUCUCUGUUUAGCUUGUCUUCACUAUAAAGGUGACACUUUCCCAAUUCGUCAUGAUAUCUUCUUUUGUUGCCCAUAACCGAAAGCACCUGGUUUUUGGGGGAAGGAUAAUCUUUACCCCAUCUUUAUUUAGAAGGCGAGGUUUAGAGUCUAGAGCAGUUUGAUUUGCCACCUUUAAGGAGUCUAGCAGUCUGUUUCAGAUAUGCUUAUUUUCAUACCGUAUGCAUUGUAAAUGCGAGUGGCACUUGAUUCUUAGUAUCAUUUGUAGAUUGGGCAUAUUUUAUGUGUAAUUUUAUGGAGGAUUCGACGUUUUUAGAUUUUA